CGCCGAGGCUUAGGCCCAUUCGACACACAGCAGCCCCUGAUGGCGGACGCAUCCGCAACAUUUGCCCUGCUCGCCCUCGCUCUCCUGGUCGCCGUCAACUCGGCACAGGGCCAGUAUGACGACGAAUUCCCCGAGGAGAAGCGCAGAAUCGCAUCUUUGGCACGUAAUGGUGACCUUCCCAGCUUCGGUGAUGUGGACAUGAAGCGUUUCGCGCACCCCUUGUCGUGGCGUCGGCAGGAGGAGGAAAAACGGGUUGUCCAUCCCAUGUCGCACCAACGCAUAAGGGAAAGGCUGCUGGAGGAGGAGAAGAGGUUUUCGCAUCCGGUGACCAGCUCGUGGAACGACGCACGCGACGCCGAGGAAGACGCAGAACGCAAACUCAUCGCUGAACUUCUGGACGAAGAGAUUGAAAAACGAAUGGGAGUGGCAACGCUCGCACGCUCAGGAAGUUUGCCAGGAAAACGCAACAUUGCCGCGAUGGCCCGAGAUGGCUACCUGACGCAGCACACACGCAACUCACAGGACGGAUCGGACGACGCCGACGUUGAGGACGAACCUGUGGAAAUUGAUGAGAUCGCGAAACGCAACGUGGCCGCCCUGGCGCGCAACUUCCAAAUGCCAUUCGGCGGCAAGCGCAACGUGGCAGCGCGGGCGCGUCAGAUGUCACGCUACGCAGCCGUCAAGCGCAACAUCGCCACCCUGCUGCGCAGCCGAGUCGGCGGCAAGCGCCAGCCGUACGCCUUCGCCCGUCUCUCCGGCAUCAGGGACGACGUUGAGGAAGAGCAGACCGAGCAGGAGAAGCGCAACAUCCAGGCCAUUCUGCGCACCAUGCGUCCGCCGGGUAACACCCUGAGAAACCGCUUCGCACGCAGCUUCCCCCCGAUGCUGGCGGCACUCAUGGCCAGGGGUCAGAAGGACGACAGCAAGAGGCACCUUGGCUCUGUGUUGGCUACCACCGGGCGCCGCAAGCGAUCAGCCCUCCAUGACCCGAUGGAGCUGACGACAGGAGGCGCCGAGUAUCCAGUCUUGAGCUACGAGUACGAGUAUGAAGAGGUGCCGCAAAUACACGAGGACAAACGAUUCCUUGAUGUGGAUCAGUCUGGUGAGGUGUCCAGCAGCGAAAACCCGAUGCAGAAGCGCAACAUCGCCUCGCUGGCCCGCCUCGGCUGGCUGCCCGCGCCUCUCCGCUACUAAACCCUGCGCCAACCGACCCCCAUAUUCUCUCCUACUUGACCCUACCCGGCCCACGGGCCUCCGGCUGAGCCCUCGGGCGGCUGUCGUGGCCGGCCCGCCCCGGCGCUCAGUACCCGCCAGACUGAUGCUCGCUUGUUCAGGGCGCAUCCCGCACAUGGGCAGGACGACGAGCGGCAGGUCGUCUGGUGGACAAACCGCGCCGUCGCGACGCCGUCCCAGGGAGGCCUAGUGGGCGCCGUCUACCGCGUAGCCGUAAGAAAAAAUAAUCUACCAUGAAUCGACAUGUCGACGACAAUACACACGAAUGAGUGACAAUAAGUACCCGGCCUAACGGACCUCCAAUGUCGACAAUAAAGACGAGUUGAACACAUUCAAAUCAACAUUUACCAUUACAA
Messenger RNA from Cloeon dipterum, 1589 nucleotides. Its product is annotated as neuropeptide-like 1. The transcript has 5 exons. The record is from RefSeq and is a predicted model, not a curated record. Bases 40 to 1194 code for a protein of 384 amino acids. NCBI's taxonomy places the organism in Eukaryota, Metazoa, Arthropoda, Insecta, Ephemeroptera, Baetidae.